AUGCACUUCAGGUGUCCAGAAUGUGUUGUAUCUUUCCGCUUCUUUCCCCAGUUGACCAGACCUGUUUAUCAGGUUGAUAUCACUGCAGAUGAUGUCAUGCAGGUGGAAUUUCUUCUCCACACAGAACCUCCAAACAAAAUGGUCGCGAGUUCCAAGGGCGCGACAGGCCCUGCCCAGGGUCUGACAAACGGCGUCGUUGAGGUUUCGGUGAAUCCAUCUUUAAAAGACUUUCAUUGUGAUUGGAGGUUCAAAUGUUCAAAAUGUGAACUGAAAUCCGUCGCAAUUUCUGGGACCAAGGCGGACAAGUCAAUCAACUCGUUCAUGGUGGUGAAAUGGGCAUUUGCCCCACACUAUUACCAUGGAUUGGCUUGCAAUAUCCGGGAAGAAGGAACUAAGCGAUGCUAUUGA
Molecule: messenger RNA, 408 nt
Organism: Opisthorchis viverrini
Lineage: Eukaryota; Metazoa; Platyhelminthes; Trematoda; Opisthorchiida; Opisthorchiidae
Exons: 2
Coding region: 1-408 (135 amino acids)
Source: RefSeq, a predicted model, not a curated record